This is a messenger RNA of Mollisia scopiformis, 1584 nucleotides long. RefSeq lists its product as uncharacterized. Lineage: Eukaryota; Fungi; Ascomycota; Leotiomycetes; Helotiales; Mollisiaceae. The transcript has 2 exons. Bases 1 to 1584 code for a protein of 527 amino acids. The record is from RefSeq and is a predicted model, not a curated record.
AUGCCCCCAAAAAAUGCUCCGAAACGCUCGAGCGGGCAUACGAAAAAGGCACCAGUAGAGCCUGUCCAAGCCGAAGAUGAUGAAGACAUCAACCGAGUUCCAGAUAACUCCUCCGAUGAUGAGAGGCCUUCCCCAAACAUCAAACCAACCACUUUCACCAAAGGUUCAGAGAAACAGAACGGGAUUUCUGCACUCGGGAAAAAGCAGAACAAACCUACGAUAAAUGGCAAUCCUUCACCAGCUUGGAAGGAUGACAAGGGAGGCUACAGAGGGACCUCAAGACCACGUCGUGGGGCAAAUGACGCACCUUCAUCCAGUGCUUCCAGUGCUUCAAAGACCAGCCCCAAAAGGAAGAGUCCGGCAGAUACUCCAAAGCUUGGAGCUGGUAUGUUCGAUGCUUUUGGUCAAGCCAAAGUCAAGAAGGCGAAAACGACAUACGGCAACAGUAGCCAAGCUCGGUCAUCCCAAUCAAAAUCUGCCAGUCAGAGAUUUGUUAGAAAAGCUUCCCCAGAGCCCCCCAAAUUCAGGCAUCCGGGUAGUAUCCCAAGCUCGCCCACAUCGGACUUCUCGCCUAGAAAGUCUUACCAGAAUCAUCGACUCGAUGACGACCCGACUUCUACACCGAAGACAGUGAAUAAGUUCGAGAAGCCUUCUAUGACACCUUGGAAGGAAGAGGAAGAGCAAGAGCAAAAGGCAGUAUUUCAAAAGAUUGGCUUGGAUGAUCUAGAGGAGUCGUUCACCCAGUCAUCAGCCGAUCCAGACGAAUCGUUGCUGCCACAUCCAGGGCUGCAAGAGAAGCCAACUGAGCCACCUGUUGCUACGCAAGUGCAGAAGUUUCAGGUCUGGGAUAUGGAUGAUAGCGUAAGGGAGAAAGUCACAGCGUUGGUCGGAGAAACUGGGAACAACCCGCCCCCGGCUGCUAUUUUGGACGACGAUGAAUUUUUGACUAUGACCCAAGCAGCACGUUGUCCUAUGUGUCAUGCUCCCGUUGAUCCUGCGGAUAUCAGAGCGUUCGGGAAGAACAUGAACAUUCGCAUGCAAGAGAAAUUCUGUCGAUCACAUCGGACGAAAACUGCAAAGGAGGAUUGGGAGGACAGAGAUUACCCGACUAUCAAAUGGGAGAAGCUGGAUAGGAGGAUAACACAACAUCAUGCCCUGAUCAAGAAAAUGAUCAAGGGAGAAGAUUCCUAUUACAGAGCACAGAUGGAAGAAAAGAUCAAUGCGGGCAAGGAUCGGUCACUCAUGAAAAUGACGACAAAUCUUACCCCUGGAUACUACGGAGCUCGUGGUCUGCGUGCCAUCUCGGAAAACAUCAUGCACAAGUUUACACCAUUGCUGAAAAAGCGAAUAGUGGACGAUAAGCUGAUGUCUGCUCGAGGUGUAACACCCUACGUGCAGUCCGUCUUGGUACUGGAAGUUGCUUCGAGGUUGAUAAUGGAAGACAUGAAAGUUAAUUUGGAACAAGCUCGAGAUAUUCUUGCUGAGAGUGCUGAAGUUGGCGAAUUGCUGAAUGAGGAGGUACGAGAUGUGGUGAAGAAGACAGUCGAUGAUAGUGAGGAUGAAGAUGAUGAAGACUACGAUUAG